GUUAACCUUAAUUUGCGGUGCAAUAUCGAUUAGUGGUUAUUGUGAAUGAAUGUAGGACACUUCAUAUUUUUCGCUUUAUUUUUGUGAUUAAUGCGUCAAGAUAAUGUUUUUUUCACUGUAAAUAGUCCGCUAUAGUGUUAAUGCACUCCGUAGCCGCCCCCUUUCUCUUUGUUUUCGAAAUCACUGAAAGUGCGCUAAAAAUCUUCACAAAAGAUGACAAGUGAAAGUAGUUCAGCAGUGGUGGAGCUUAACGAUGCUGACACGGAAGACACAGAGUGUGGGAGUGUCACCGAUGAUGCUGAGGGUAUACCAUUGAUUAUGGAACAUGGUUGUGACAUUGCUGUUAAGGUCGAUGCACCAAUGAAGCAACUAUCGACCCUAGAAACUUUCGUAACAUAUCGCGUGCGGUGCGUAUGCGCACGAUGGCCUACACCACCGCAUGUACGGAGACGAUAUAACCAUUUUAAGGUACUUCACAAACGACUGGUCUCAUCACACCCCCUGCUAGCGCCACCCCCACUACCCCCUCUCCACUCGGCUCGCCAACAGCUAGACCGGUAUUCGCCUACCUUUGUUGCUGUUAGAACAGUCGCACUGAAUGCAUUCUUAGACCGCGUAGCGAAACACCCGAUUCUAACCCACAGUGAAGAUUUUAGAAUAUUUCUCACGACUCCGGACGAAGAAAUUGACAAG
Molecule: messenger RNA, 693 nt
Organism: Hyposmocoma kahamanoa
Lineage: Eukaryota; Metazoa; Arthropoda; Insecta; Lepidoptera; Cosmopterigidae
Product: sorting nexin-7-like
Exons: 5
Molecular function (GO): phosphatidylinositol binding
Source: RefSeq, a predicted model, not a curated record